Aureococcus anophagefferens is the source of this 804-nucleotide messenger RNA. RefSeq lists its product as hypothetical. The transcript has a single exon. The coding region runs from base 1 to 804 and encodes 267 amino acids. Gene Ontology annotation, molecular function: double-stranded RNA binding. The record is from RefSeq and is a predicted model, not a curated record. NCBI's taxonomy places the organism in Eukaryota, Pelagophyceae, Pelagomonadales, Pelagomonadaceae.
AUGGGCGUUCGUGGCCGCGCAACAGGGUUGCGGCGCGCCUCGGUCCUCGCGGCGCUGCUCGUCAACGCGGCGCAUGCCUACGCGCCGCCGGCGACGCGCCGCCCGCGGCGCGCGCCGGGCGUCACCGUCGCGAAGUACCGCGGUCCGAAGCAGGAGAUGGACUACCUGGACGUGCUGGCCGACGGGAGCGACGCCUGGCGCUUGGACGACGACAUCAUCGGCACGCUCAACCGGGGCGGCGUCGGCGUCAUCCCGACGGACACGUCCUACAGCUUCGUCGCGCGCGUCGACAGCAAGGCGGCCGUGCAGCGGCUCCUGGCACUCAAGGGCGACGAGAACCGGAAGAAGCCGCUGUCGCUGCUCUGCGCGGACCUGGGCACCAUCGACGAGUACACGCGCUACACGUCGAAGCGCACGUUCAAGCUGCUCAAGGCGGCGCUCCCGGGGCCCUACACGAUGAUCCUCCCCGCGUCCGAGGCGCUGCCGCGCAUGAUCUACAAGGGCGGCGCGCGGCGCUGGAAGCGCGACACGGUGGGCGUGCGCAUCCCCGACGACCCGGUCUGCGCCCACAUCCUGAGCCAGGUCGACGGGCCCCUCUUCUGCUCGUCCGUGCCGACGUCGGACGACGGCGACCAGCUCGUCUGCCGCCUGCCCCUCGAGGGCGACGCGCAGACCUGGUGCGCGCUCGUCGACUUCGUCGUCGACGCGGGCGCGCGGCCCAUCGAGGGGUCCACGGUCUACGACCUCGCCUCCGACGACGCGCCCGCGAUCCUCCGCGAGGGGCUCGGGCCGCCCGUGCACUAG